Molecule: messenger RNA, 553 nt
Organism: Coffea eugenioides
Lineage: Eukaryota; Viridiplantae; Streptophyta; Magnoliopsida; Gentianales; Rubiaceae
Product: photosystem I reaction center subunit psaK, chloroplastic
Exons: 3
Coding region: 76-468 (130 amino acids)
Biological process (GO): photosynthesis
Cellular component (GO): photosystem I; membrane
Source: RefSeq, a predicted model, not a curated record
UGGUUAGGAUAUCAGCCAGAAGGAGCAAAUUUUCCUCUUCUUGUUUGAUCAGUUCUGUCUCACAAUUCUACGCCAAUGGCUUCUGCUGUAAUGACUUCUCUUCCCCAAUUCAAUGGCCUUCGGCCCAAAACAGCAUCUUUUUCUCCCGUGCGAAGCCUGGUGGCUGUUCAGCCGAUGAAAAGUAAAGGACAGGGAGCUUUAGGAGCUCGCUGUGGCUACAUUGGCUCACCCACAAAUUUGAUUAUGGUGGUUUCUACAACCUUGAUGCUCUUUGCUGGUAGAUUUGGUUUGGCUCCAUCAGCAAACAGGAAGUCCACUGCAGGACUAAAGCUUGAGAUAAGGGACUCAGGCCUACAAACUGGUGAUCCUGCUGGUUUCACCCUUGCAGAUACCUUGGCCUGUGGGUCUGUUGGUCACAUUAUUGGGGUCGGAGUUGUACUUGGCCUCAAGGGCAUUGGCGCUCUCUAAAUUUGUCCAUAAAUAUUUGUAACAAUUAAGCUUUCUUUUCCCCAAAUUCAUCUUUUUCUAUAAGAUUAUUGGUCUUUUUAGUAUA